GACCCUACAAAGGGCACAAGGGGACAUGGGAAAGAUUUGAGACACUAGUGCUAGAGUUAGCUCCUGUACAGCGUGGAGCUUUAGGGUGUUUAACUAGAAUUAUAUUAAAUACGCAAAUGUAAUAAAGUUUGUUUAAAAUAUAUAUAAUAAAACAUCAAGCUUUUUUAAGCAAUUAGAUACAAAAUGGGGGUUAAUUUAGUUUAGAUAUGACUAGCUAGCUAACGUGCAGUGUUUUCUUUGCUAGGUACGUAGCUUAGGUGUGUGUGUGUGUAUAUAUACACUGUAUAUAAGAAAUGAGGAGAGGGAACUGGAGAGGAAGGAGGAACAGACGCCAUCAUCAUCAUGACAGUUCUGAGUGGAGAAAGAGGAACCAUCCAUCAGAGCCACCUGAAUCAUCAGACAGAAGUUCAGGAUCAGACUCUGCUUCAUCCUCCGGAUCCAGCGCUCCUGCUCCAGAGUUGCCUGGUUUUUACUUCGACCCGGAGAAGAACCGUUACUUCCGUCUGCUGCCGGGCCACAACAACUGCAAUCCUUUAACGAGGGAAUUGCUGGAGAAGAAGGAGCAAGAGAGGAAGAGGACGAUGCUGCUGCUCGAGGACGAGCAGGUGAGGAAGAAAUCUCCACGCACUGGACUCAACUCCACACUGCUGCUGCAGAGGAGACGCCUGGGAGAACUGCACCCCAACUCCUACUGCAGAUUAGUACACGAGGUGAAGGUCAGCGAGAUGAAGCGACGCAAGCUGGAGCUCCAGAGCGUCGACGCCAGCAGCUCCAACGCAGACAACUUCCGCCUGAUCGUGGCGGACUCUGCGUGCGAGCGCGUCUUCACGGUGAACGACGUCUCUCACGGAGGCUGCAAGUACGGCAUCAUGAAGUUCGGCGGCUGCGGGAACGGCUCUCUGUCUGCACAGAUGUGCGAUAACCUGUACUUCACUAACCGCAAGGUGAACUCCGUGUGCUGGUCGUCUGUCACUCAUUCUGACUCUCACGUCCUGUUGUGCUUGGUGGGGAUUUCUCAGACUCCAGGCUGUGUCAGUUUGCUUCCCGCGUCUCUCUUCAACAACUCCAAUCCCGAUCAGCCUGGGAUGCUGUGCAGUUUUAAGAUCUCGACAGCGUGGUCAUGCGCAUGGUGCCUGAACCCCCAGGCUGAUAAAACCUUCAGUACUGGUCUUUCCCGGAGCGUCAUCGUGACUGACGUGGUGACGGGCCGAAGGCAGACGUACAGCACAGGGAGCGACGUAUUGGCCCAGCAGUUCGCUGUCCGAGCCCCGGUGCUGUUCAACGGCUGCCGUUCAGGCGAGAUCUUCAGCAUCGACCUGAGGCAGCGCGGCCGUGGACGUGACCACAGCUGGAAGUCCUCGCGCUUCCAUCAGGACUCGGCCGUUACAUCUAUACGCCUGCUGCAGGACGAGAACUACCUCCUCGCCGCCGACAUGCUCGGAAAGAUUAAGCUGUGGGACGUCCGGGUGAAACGUGCGGCGAUGCAGUACGAAGGCCACCACAACGAGUACGCCUACCUGCCCCUACACCUGUGUGAGCAAGAAGGGCUACUCCUCGCAGUGGGGCAGGACUGCUACACACGUCUGUGGAGUCUUCGAGACGGACAUCUGCUCAGGACCAUCCCGUCCCCUCACCCUGCAGAGAAGGACUCCAUCCCUAACGUGGUGUUCUCCUCACGGCUUGGGGGACGCAGAGGACUUCCCGGCCUCCUCAUGGCCGUCUGCAACAACCUCUAUUACUACCCUUAUGGGGACUUUCAGGACGGGACGUUAUGCGAGACACGGGGUUAAGAUGUUUUACACACACACACACACACACACACGUCGGUUCGAUGUUUGUAGUCACGUGAAAUCAAACUGCUCCUGGUGUCACAUGACUUAUUUGGGACAAUCUGAUUAACGAUUUGUAUUUGAUUAACUUUUUUUUGCAAGUAAAUUUUUUACAAAUAACUUGAAUGUUAAAAGAAAAAGAAUGUUAUUGCCCUUCUUCUUCAGGAAUUAUUCUCUUUCUCAGAUCAGUACAAAUCUAAAUUAAUUGAAUGAAAUUAAAAAAGCAAAUAAUAAUAAAAACAUUAUUUUAAAAA
Molecule: messenger RNA, 2083 nt
Organism: Silurus meridionalis
Lineage: Eukaryota; Metazoa; Chordata; Actinopteri; Siluriformes; Siluridae
Gene: wdr21
Product: WD repeat domain 21
Exons: 13
Coding region: 294-1790 (498 amino acids)
Cellular component (GO): Cul4-RING E3 ubiquitin ligase complex
Molecular function (GO): protein binding
Source: RefSeq, a predicted model, not a curated record